This is a messenger RNA of Diceros bicornis minor, 8382 nucleotides long. RefSeq names its product tripartite motif containing 24 (gene TRIM24). The coding region runs from base 322 to 3477 and encodes 1051 amino acids. The record is from RefSeq and is a predicted model, not a curated record. Gene Ontology annotation, molecular function: protein binding; zinc ion binding. The transcript has 19 exons. Lineage: Eukaryota; Metazoa; Chordata; Mammalia; Perissodactyla; Rhinocerotidae.
GGGGCCCCGAGAGAAAGGCGGGGAGCUGAGGGCAGGCUGGGCGGGUUCGACGAGCGCCGCGGCGGUUGGCGAGGCGGACGGGGCGCAGCCUUCCCGGUGCGAGGAACGGUCCUCGCUGACAGAUUCCCUUCUUCCGGCCGCGCCACACUGGAGGCGGAUCCGCGGGGCCUGAGGAGGCUUCCUCGGCCCGGCCCUCCCUCCCUCCCUCCCUCUCCCGCGGGUCACCCGAGCGGCCUGUGAGGAGGCGGAGGAGGAGGUCGUCGGGGGCUGCGCGGGCGGAGACCGCGCUCCCCCUACCCCGGCGGCGGCGGGGGCAGGACAAUGGAGGUGGCUGUGGAGAAGGCGGCGACGCCGGCCGCGGCGGCUUCGGCGGCGGUGGCCGCCGGGGGGCCCUCGGCGGCGCCGAGUGGGGAGAACGAGGCCGAGAGUCGGCAGGGCCCCGACUCGGAGCGCGGAGGCGAGGCGGCCCGGCUCAACCUGUUGGACACUUGCGCCGUGUGCCACCAGAACAUCCAGAGCCGGACGCCCAAGCUGCUGCCCUGCCUGCACUCCUUCUGCCAGCGCUGCCUGCCCGCGCCCCAGCGCUACCUCAUGCUGUCCGCGCCCCUGCUGGGCUCGGCCGAGACCCCGCCGCCCGUGCCCGCCCCCGGCUCGCCGGUCAGCGGCUCCUCGCCGUUCGCCACCCAAGUUGGAGUCAUUCGAUGUCCGGUUUGUAGCCAAGAAUGUGCAGAGAGACACAUCAUAGACAAUUUUUUUGUGAAGGACACUACUGAGGUUCCCAGCAGUACAGUAGAAAAAUCUAAUCAGGUGUGUACAAGCUGUGAGGACAAUGCAGAAGCUAAUGGGUUUUGUGUAGAGUGUGUUGAAUGGCUCUGCAAGACAUGCAUCAGAGCUCAUCAAAGGGUGAAGUUCACAAAAGACCACACCGUGAGACAAAAAGAAGAAGUAUCUCCAGAGGCAGUUGGAGUGACUAGUCAGCGACCAGUGUUUUGUCCUUUUCAUAAGAAGGAGCAGCUGAAGCUUUACUGUGAAACAUGUGACAAACUGACCUGUCGGGACUGCCAGUUAUUAGAACAUAAAGAGCAUAGAUACCAAUUUAUAGAAGAAGCUUUUCAGAAUCAGAAAGUGAUCAUAGAUACACUGAUCACCAAACUGAUGGAAAAAACAAAAUACAUAAAAUUCACAGGGAAUCAGAUCCAAAACAGGAUAAUUGAAGUAAAUCAAAAUCAAAAGCAGGUGGAGCAGGAUAUUAAAGUUGCUAUAUUUACAUUGAUGGUAGAAAUAAAUAAAAAAGGAAAAGCUCUACUGCAUCAGCUUGAGAGCCUUGCAAAGGACCAUCGCAUGAAACUUAUGCAACAACAACAGGAAGUGGCUGGACUUUCUAAACAGUUAGAACAUGUCAUGCAUUUUUCUAAAUGGGCAGUUUCCAGUGGCAGCAGUACAGCGUUACUUUAUAGCAAGCGACUGAUUACGUACCGGUUACGGCACCUCCUUCGAGCAAGGUGUGAUGCUUCCCCGGUGACCAACAAUACCAUCCAAUUUCACUGUGAUCCCAGUUUCUGGGCUCAAAAUAUUAUCAAUUUAGGUUCUUUAGUAAUCGAAGAUAAAGAGAGUCAGCCACAAAUGCCUAAGCAGAAUCCUGUCGUGGAACAGAAUUCACAGCCCCCAGGUGGUUUAUCUUCAAACCAGUUAUCCAAGUUUCCAACACAGAUCAGCCUAGCUCAAUUACGACUCCAGCAUAUGCAGCAACAGGUAAUGGCUCAGAGGCAACAGGUGCAACGGAGGCCAGCACCUGUGGGUUUACCAAACCCUAGAAUGCAGGGGCCCAUCCAGCAGCCUUCCAUCUCUCAUCAGCAACCCCCUCCACGUUUAAUAAAUUUUCAAAAUCACAGCCCCAAACCCAACGGACCAGUUCUUCCUCCUCAUCCUCAACAGCUGAGAUAUCCACCAAACCAGAAUAUGCCACGACAAGCAAUAAAGCCCAACCCCCUACAGAUGGCGUUCUUAGCUCAACAAGCCAUAAAACAGUGGCAGAUCAGCAGUGGGCAGGCUGCCCCAUCAACUGCCAAUAGCACAUCCUCUACUCCUUCAAGUCCCACCAUUACUAGUGCAGCAGGAUAUGAUGGAAAGGCUUUUGGUUCACCUAUGAUUGAUUUGAGCUCACCAGUGGGAGGUUCUUAUAAUCUUCCUUCUCUUCCAGAUAUUGACUGUUCAAGUACUAUUAUGCUGGACAAUAGUGUGAGAAAAGAUACUAGUAUAGAUCAUGGCCAGCCAAGACCACCCUCAAACAGAACCGUCCAGUCACCAAAUUCAUCAGUGCCAUCUCCAGGCCUUGCAGGACCUGUUACUAUGACUAGUGUACACCCGCCAAUACGUUCACCCAGUGCCUCCAGCGUUGGGAGCCGAGGAAGCUCUGGCUCUUCCAGCAAACCAGCAGGAGCUGAUUCUACACACAAAGUCCCAGUAGUCAUGUUGGAGCCAAUCCGAAUAAAACAAGAAAACAGUGGACCACCUGAGAAUUAUGAUUUUCCUGUUGUUAUAGUGAAGCAAGAAUCAGAUGAAGAAUCUAGGCCUCAAAAUACCAACUAUCCAAGAAGCAUACUCACCUCCCUACUCUUAAAUAGCAGUCAGAGCUCUGCUUCUGAGGAGUCUGUGCUAAGAUCAGAUGCCCCUGAUAGCACAGGAGAUCAACCUGGACUUCACCAGGAAAAUUCCUCAAAUGGAAAGUCUGAGUGGCUGGAUGCCUCCCAGAAGUCACCCCUUCACGUUGGGGAGACAAGGAAAGAGGAUGACCCCAAUGAGGACUGGUGUGCAGUUUGUCAGAAUGGAGGGGAACUCCUGUGCUGCGACAAGUGUCCUAAAGUAUUCCAUCUUUCUUGUCAUGUGCCCGCAUUGGCAAAUUUUCCAAGUGGAGAGUGGAUUUGCACUUUCUGCCGAGACUUAUCUAAACCAGAAGUUGAUUAUGAUUGUGAUGCUCCCAGUCACAACUCAGAAAAAAGGAAAACUGAAGGUCUUGUUAAAUUAACACCAAUAGAUAAAAGGAAGUGUGAACGCCUACUUUUAUUUCUUUACUGCCAUGAAAUGAGCCUGGCAUUUCAAGACCCAGUUCCUCUAACUGUGCCUGAUUAUUACAAAAUAAUUAAAAAUCCAAUGGACUUGUCGACCAUCAAGAAAAGACUACAAGAAGAUUAUUGCAUGUACACAAAGCCUGAAGAUUUUGUAGCUGAUUUUAGAUUGAUCUUUCAAAACUGUGCUGAAUUCAAUGAGCCUGAUUCAGAAGUAGCCAAUGCUGGUAUAAAACUUGAAAGCUAUUUUGAAGAACUUCUAAAGAACCUUUAUCCAGAAAAAAGGUUUCCUAAACUAGAAUUCAGGAAUGAAUCAGAAGAUAAUAAAUUUAGUGAUGACUCAGAUGAUGACUUUGUACAGCCCCGGAAGAAACGCCUGAAAAGCAUAGAGGAACGCCAGUUGCUUAAAUAAGCAGCACCCAUUGGCCUGUGCUGGUUUUUAGAUUUUUGUUUGUUUUCAAUAAACAUUUUGUCAGUAAUUUAACAUCAUUACAAGAAGAGUUUGUGACCACUCUGAUCCAUAAGUUUCUGAUGUUUACUAAAGACUUUGAUUUCAUUAAUAACCCAUCUCUUUUAAUUGUCUUAUUAAGAAAGAAAAAGAGAAAGGAAAGAAAGAAGAGAGGGAAGGAGGGAGGAGAAAGGAAGAAAGAAAGAAGCAUCAACAACAAAAUAAAAAGACAUUCUUCCCAGUUCUUGGAUUUCAAAGCUGCAAUCUGGAGUGAUAACUACUAUAGAAAGGAAAUAGACUUUGUAUGAACUCUAACUUGAAAAUUUAAUGUGGUUUGGAUGUGUGCAUUAAUCCUUUUUUAGAAAAUACCACUACCCACUAAUUAUGGCCCAACCAUGAGUUAGGUAUACUGUCUUUAAGAGCAGUACUCCAUGAACAUGAAUGGUAAUACGAUUUCUAUCCUAGGGUGCCAACUGGUAGCAACAAAAAAGUAGAUUAGAUGCUAUUAAAAAGGCACCUGAUGGUAUAUCUUGUAAGAUGGCAACUGUAUUAAAGAAAAAGCAGGAAAACAAAGGUUUGAUUUUUGUUUUUGUCGUCGUCUUGUCUGUAGAGGUGUUUGGUAUAGCAGGUUUUCAAGGCUACUUUUCAUACAUUUUCUAAAUGUUACUUCUUCCACUGAAGAAGUAAGUGUACACAUGUUUCAUUUUGCUGUGUGUGUCUAUGUGUAGUUUGUUGUUUGGUUUUUAACUGUGUAGGUGAUCCUUUUAUAACAAGACUCAUUGUUUGCAGUAUGGCUUUUACUGAAACUACCCAAAAUAUGAAAUACAGCAGUGUGCGCCAUAUUUGAUGUGAGAAUUCUUCAACGUAUACCCUAUUGGGCAUUAAAUAUUAAAGUUCCCCUGAAAGGGACUAGUUUUCAUAAUUUGCAAUGAAAAUGUGGAAUUUAGGAGCAGACAGCUAGAGGGAAUUACAGUGAAAAUUUAUUUUUUUGUGUGUGAGGAAGAUCAGCCCUCAGCUAACAUCCAUGCCAAUCCUCUUUUUGCUGAGGGAGACUGGCCCUGGGCUAACAUCUGUGCCUAUCUUCCUCCACUUUAUAUGGGACGCCGCCACAGUAUGGCCUGACAAGCGGUGCAUUGGUGCGCACCCAGGAUCUGAACCCAGGCCACCGACAGCUGAGCAUGCACACUUACCUGCUACGCCACGGGGCUGGCCCUGUGAAAAUUUAAUUUUUUAUGAAGCGUCUAUUUCCUGUUGUAAAUUUAAGAGUUGGAAGCUCAAAUUGAAUCUUUGAUCUGACUUAAUUCUGAAUUUCAUUACCAUUCUCCUGAUAGAGAUGCAGAAGACCUGUCUUCUGAGGGCAAGCAUAUUCUUAAUGGGCCAGACCUAGCUAGUUUAGCUGACAUUCAUUUAUUCCUUUUACUUGUUCAGUGUCAAAGAAGGAAGCUAGAUUAAGAUAGAAGAAAAUUGCUGUGCCAUUUGCUAAUCUAACAUUGACAGAAUAUUUACACAUGAAUUUUAUUAGUUUGCCAAAGUAAAUUUUUAUUUAUAAAACAUUAAUUGGCUGAUGAAAUUUUUCUCCUUAGGUUAGUAGAAUAAAAAUAUAGCUUACUUGAAAGAAUAUUAUUCUUUGCAUGGUAUCAUCUCCUUUGAAUUAAACCUAGAGGACUUGCUUUCUUAUCAACAUGGCAUUACUUCUUAAAAUGGACAAUUUGAAUAUAUUCUGUGGUGAUUCAUUGGGUUUUCAGAUAUUGCUAAAGAUAAAAUAUGAGAAAACUUAAUAGCAAUGGCUUUUCACUUUUUAUGUAGACUUAGGUCUUGUCCAUAAUAUAUCAAUUAUGUAUUAAUGGUUAAAAAGUCUUAAUCACUUUUCCAAAUAUGUGUUUCAGGGUAAUUGUUGUUGUUUUGAAUAUGCAUUUGACAUUUAUUCUCCCAAGACUGAACAAAUUUUGAUAACAAUGCAUAUAUCAUUUCAUUGUCUUUUUUUGCUCCAGCAGUUUUAGCACAGCAGCUAUGGAGCUUUUGCUAAUAAGUUUAUUUAUUGUCAGUAUCUUAGAAUGCUGUUCUUCUGACAGUUUAUUCUUCCAUAUGUGUCUCCUGAGUUAAAACAGGGCAACACAGAUAGAUUUUAAGGAGGAUCACAAAGGGAAGUAGCACCUAGGAGAGAGAAAAUAUUAUUUCCCUAUAUGCAUCUGAGCCAGAAUUUCUACUAAUGUACCCAAAACUUUCACUGUUAUGUUCAGUGCCAUAUUAAUCUUUUAAAACAGUAUGCUUCACCUUUACCAUUUUUUGCUGAAUGAAAGGCAGCUGAGAACCAGCUUUCCUGUAAUCAUACAUAAUAUAAAUUAUAUUAAAAGUGUUUCUCUCUCCAAAUAGCCGUUUCCUAAUGAUCUUUAAGGUUAAAGUCCCGUAAUCUUAUUAACAAGUGCCUGUGUGCCCAGGUGGAUCUCAGCUAAGUAGUCCUUAAAUUCUAAUAGAAGUAAGCUAUAGACUUAUCUGAAAUACCCCAUGCUCAUGUGGAGAGCAUCUUCCCAAAAGUUCAGUGCUGUUCAAGAAACCUUGACCUAAACUUAAAAUACUCAAGUAUUUACCUCUGAUCAAAAACUCUAGAUUUCCCUCUGGAACCAAGACCCCAGUGUCAUAGCCGCAAGACCCCCAAGACUGAAUGUGAUCACAUGAUUACAUAUUUGGCCAGGGUUUAUGAAUGAGGAGACCACGUGGGAGCCAGGAUUUACUCAAUUACAACUCGUUGAAAGCUUUCCCAGGUGCCAAGCAUCUAAUCUUUCCCCGCAAUAAGGAAAAGCAAGUACACAGUCAAGGACUUAUAUGGCAGUGGCAGACGUAUAGAUGGACUGAGAUAAUAUGCCAUAUUCAGAAUAUAUUUGUUCAUCAGCAUCUGGCAGUGCAAUCAUUUUGUCCUUUGAAUUAACAAGUCCUGCUUAUCUUUUCUGAAUGGAGGGGUAGGAAAUUGGAAGGUGCUAAAAGGAAAAUGUUCUCUUUGCUUGGUAGUUUAACUUUCUUUUCUAAGCUAAAGAAUAAGCUCCACGUUUUACUACCACACAGUAGUAGAGAUGUAUUAUAUCUUAGGGAUGUUUUCAAAAAGAUUUCACUCCGCAGUCAGAAGGGUGAGUAUACAGCAAUUGCUCUAUUUAUGAAUUUGCAUUUGAAGUUCCUAUGCUGUUACAGUGCUUAAACUUUUAAAUUGGCUUCCAUGGAGAGACUAGGUAGACAAUGAAAGGAGGAACUCCUUUUGCUGAGGCCUCUUCCACAAAUUAAUGUGAAUUCCGAAAGUAAGUUGCUGCAUGUGAGCAAAAAGAUUUUAGGUUUAAAUAGAAAAUGUACUUAUUUUUUGUUUAUCUGUAUGUGUUAUGAAUGAGAGAAAUUGAGUGAUCUGAUUGGCCAUUAAAAUUAUGGACAUGACCGUGAGUUCAACCAUCUAAUUUCUUAUUGAAGUAGUGGCCCUCCUUUUAAAUAACCAUGUACAUAUUUUUUUAGAGUAUUUUAUAACCUCAUGUAAAUUAAUGGUUGAUGUCUUUUUACAUAUAUUGCUCCUUCGUCUUGGGUGUGAGUUUACUAGGUUAUAAUUCACAUGGUGGUGGCUCAUGUUCCUGAGUGAGAAUAACGCUAGUCAAUCAGAUCACAGAUUUCUUUCCUCUUGGAGGUUUUGCUUAUUGUAAAGGACAUCUGAGGCAGUAGUCUUUGUUUUAUUUUGUUUUUUAAAUUUCGGGGCCCCACCUGGUGCUUUGAUUUUAAUAAAAAUCAGCUUCAAUGGAUUUUUACUUGAAUAUUUUACAACAAGGAAUUUUUAAUAGAAAAAUUACUGUACGUUAUUCAGUAGAACUUUAACUAGUUUGAGUCUCCAUAACUACUUUUAUGUGUUCCUCUAUAAAAUUGAUACACAUAGCAACAAGCUACUAGUACAUAAACAGGAAAAUUUUUUAAAAAUUCUGACACGUCUUUAACCAACCUCAAAAGAUAAGCAAAAAAUAACUUGGCAAACAGGAAGGAAGAAGGUAAUAAAUAUCUUCAGUUGCUGAGUCUCUCACUGCCCUGAAAGGAGGAGAACCAAGAAAAUGCCAUGAAGAAUUCUCCUUGUCUGAAACCUGUUGGAAGACGAGGGGGAAGACAAAGAGUGGGGAAUUUUACAAGUCACUUGGAAAGUUUACCUAUGUUAACUUCACCUAUAAAGUUGGGACCGUUUUGAGUCUUAGAAAUUAAAAUUAUUUUAAAAACUCGCUAUUGGAUAUUUAAUACACCUUACCUUGAUGGGCGUGGGAACAGGCUUCUAAUUCUUAAAUUUGAGUUUUUAAAUAGAAUAAGUCCUAAUUUAAAUCCUAAAAAAAAAAAAAAAAAAAAAAACCCUUCCUUAGAAGUUACAAGUUAAACAUUUAGCAAAAUUCUAUCUUUCCCAUGUUUUCAAAGGUGAUGUGGAAGAAGGGCUAUUUUAAUGUCCUCUGCCAUGUAUCAGGAUACUUGUGAGUGUGAAUUCUUUCCUCAGGUUCUCUAAUACCCUUAACCCCAAGACAAGUGAGCCAGAAAAUUCAGUCAAGAAUCUUUCCAUUGCAAAUGAGUGAAGCCCAGUUGUCAUUGUUUUGGGGGAGGAGAUAGACUAUAUGGAUCAACCAGGGUUAAGCACUUCUCACCUUUGGAAUGGGAAUCUACUGACCUGAGAAGUGGCAUUUCCACCAAAGAAAAUUAGGGGCUUCUUAGCAGGAAAGAGGAGGAAUGGCGAUAAGACAGGAACAACAAACUUAGUGGCCACCAGGUGCCACAAUUUGACAAUGAUGCUGGUUCUCUAAUCUGAUUGUUUUAAGGAUUUACUAAAGACCAUGUAUGUUAAGAAAGCCCAAAAUACAAAAAGUCCAAAAUAAA